Strongylus vulgaris is the source of this 422-nucleotide messenger RNA. The record is from the annotation of a GenBank genome assembly. NCBI's taxonomy places the organism in Eukaryota, Metazoa, Nematoda, Chromadorea, Rhabditida, Strongylidae.
UUGAAAGCGAAGCUUACGAUUCUCAUACUUCAAAUUCUUAACACUUCAGUUAUUGUGCAUAUCAAUAGGGACUUCAGAGCACUACUUAAGAGUCUUCCGUCCUUUGAUGGGGCUCGCUUGGCGUUCAGGCAACUCCCUAGCGAGAUAGACGCUUAUGCUCCGAACUUCUCCUCAUCAGUUAUCGGGUACGAAGUUCUGCCUCCACCAGAUAUUGAAAAAAUCUUUGGACUCACAGGAGGAAAUAUCUUUCACGGAUCAAUGUCGUUAGAUCAGUUGUACUUCACUCGUCCAGUCUCUCGAUAUAGCAACUAUACAACUCCAAUAAAAGGCCUAUAUCUUUGCGGAAGUGGUGCUCAUCCUGGAGGAGGUGUGACUGGUGCACCUGGAAGAUUGGCAGCGUUAAUAGCUAUGCAGGAUUGAAA